Vigna unguiculata (cowpea) is the source of this 776-nucleotide messenger RNA. RefSeq names its product disease resistance protein RPV1-like. The record is from RefSeq and is a predicted model, not a curated record. Lineage: Eukaryota; Viridiplantae; Streptophyta; Magnoliopsida; Fabales; Fabaceae.
ACAUCUUUAACAUUAGUGCUUUACAUUUGAAGAGUUGACUUCAAUUCCUUUGAUGGGGUUCGCUUCUUCUUCAUCAUGUUCGUCCUUCUUAAGAUCAGAACCGUAUUUCAUAUACGAUGUGUUCAUCAACUUUUGGGGACAAGACAUCGGUAGAAAGUUCGUUUCUCAUCUCCACGCUGUCCUUUUACAAGCCCAAGUCAAAACGUUGCUUAACGAGGAGAAAUUUCACGAGGGAAUGAAGGUGGAAGAACACAAGCGAGCAAUAGCAUGCUCUAAGAUUGCGAUAAUUGUUUUCUCAGAAACAUACACUGAAUCUACCAACUGUCUUCUUGAGCUUGAAAAAAUCAUUGAAUGCCGCCAAACUUUUGGCCAAAUAGUUCUGCCCGUAUUUUACGAGAUUGACCCGUUGGAUGUACGUCAUCAGAAGGAUGAUUUCGGAAGAACGUUGGCAGAAACUGCACACAAAAGUUAUUCAGGAGAACAAAUGGAACAUGCGUUGUCCAGGUGGAGUCGUGCACUCACCACAGCUGCAAGUAUCAUUGGUUGGGACGUCAGAGAUUUCAGCAUGAUGCCGAACUUCUGGAUGUUAUUGUUAAUCGCGUUCAGACAUUACUGGACUAUCAGGACUUCGUUAUUACCCAAUUUCCUAUUGGAUUAGAGUCCCAUGCGGAAAAAGUGAUUAGAUGUAUUGAAAAUCAUUCCACCAAAGUAUGUAUGUUAGGGAUAUGGGGAAUGGGAGGAUCAGGUAAAACUACCUUCGCCAAAGCCAUCUAUAA